UGCCUGCAGUGCCAGGCCAAGAUGAGGAGACUGAGUAAGGUGGAUAACAAGAGAAAGACAAGCGAAUAGAGGAAGGCGGGCUGGUAAGAGAAGUGUGGCAGGAGAAAAGGCAGGAGAGGGCAGUCCUGGGAGGACAGAGAGUCAUUGAGAACAGAUUGACCUACAGAGGCCUCGCCCUGCACAGGGGCAGAAAGAUUAGCAUGAACACACAGACCCAAGAACCUGACAGAGGGCAUAACUGAGGUCUUGGGGUUAAGAACUUCAGCCAGGAACUAAGUCUGAGAGAAUAUGGUGCUGGAAGGAAACCCUGACGUGGGAUCCCCUCGAACCUCGGACCUCCAGCACCCAGGGAGCAAGGGCUCUUGCAUCCUCUCUUCUCCGGGUGAAGAAGCACUGCCAGGCGAGGAACCCAUCAAGUAUGGUGAACUCAUCGUCCUGGGCUACAAUGGGUGUCUGGCAAGUGGGGACAAGGGCCGCCGCCGAAGCCGCCUGGCACUGAGCCGCCGGCCACAUGCCAACGGAGUGAAGCCAGACGUCAUGCACCACAUCUCCACACCACUUGUCUCCAAGGCAAGCAGCUUACCCCAGUGGAAUGGAUGCCAUCCUGUCCUGUGUGCCCAGGCCCAGGCCCUGAGUAACCGAGGCCAGCAUAGCAUCUCAUACACACUGUCCCGGAGCCACUCAGUCAUAGUGGAGUACAUACAUGACAGCGACACAGACAUGUUCCAGAUUGGCCGUUCUACUGAAAGCAUGAUUGACUUUGUGGUAACAGACACAUCUCCCGGCGGGGGAGCCACAGAGGGCCCUUCUGCCCAAAGUACCAUCUCCCGCUAUGCCUGCCGCAUCCUCUGCGACCGCCAGUCACCCUAUACUGCCCGAAUCUAUGCUGCUGGCUUCGAUGCCUCUAGCAACAUUUUUCUUGGAGAGCGGGCAGCCAAAUGGAGGACUCCUGAUGGUCUGAUGGAUGGCUUGACAACCAAUGGGGUUCUGGUGAUGCAUCCAGCAGGUGGCUUCUCCGAGGACUCUGCCCCAGGUGUCUGGAGGGAGAUUUCUGUCUGCGGGAAUGUGUACACAUUGCGGGAUAGCCGCUCAGCCCAGCAGCGGGGGAAGCUGGUGGAAAACGAGUCCAACAUCCUGCAAGAUGGUUCGCUCAUCGACCUGUGUGGGGCCACGCUGCUGUGGCGCACUCCAGCAGGGUUGCUGAGGGCACCCACGCUGAAACAACUGGAGGCCCAGCGACAGGAGGCCAACGCAGCACGGCCCCAAUGUCCCGUGGGCCUCAGCACCUUGGCCUUCCCCAGUCCAGCCCGUGGCCGCACAGCACCUGACAAGCAACAGCCCUGGGUCUACGUCCGUUGCGGUCAUGUCCAUGGCUACCAUGGCUGGGGCUGCCGGAGGGAGCGCGGCCCUCAGGAGCGCGAGUGUCCUCUUUGCCGCCUUGUGGGACCCUAUGUGCCCCUGUGGCUCGGCCAGGAGGCCGGUCUCUGCCUGGACCCCGGGCCACCCAGCCACGCUUUUGCACCCUGUGGCCAUGUCUGUUCUGAGAAGACUGCCCGCUAUUGGGCCCAGACACCACUGCCACAUGGCACCCACGCUUUCCAUGCAGCCUGCCCCUUUUGUGGGGCUUGGCUCACUGGUGAGCAUGGCUGUGUCCGCCUAAUUUUCCAGGGGCCACUGGACUAGGCUCUCCAGGGUCCUUGCUGCCAUGCCCGCCUGCCCACCCAGGUCCCCCAUCUUCUGCUAUUCAGAGGGAGCUCUGCAUGUGGGACUGUGCCUGCUGGCAAUAGCCACACCAGUUGGACACAUUGGAUGGCCUGCGGCCCUCACCUCAACUCUAGCCUCUAAGAGGAUCCCUAAGAUCUCCAUCCCAGUCAUACUGAUGGGGACUUCAGCACCAGCUCUGCCCAGGCUGAUGGAGGGCCCCCAUGCCGCUGCCCUCCCUGGAGUAUCCUACAUCAUGCCGCCUACACUGUGCCCCUGGGGGAGUGAAGGGGCCAUGGCCCCUGACUUCCAGCUUAGUCUGGUUGUGCCCUGAACCUGCCAAUCCAGGAACAGAUUCCUUCCUGCUGCUAACGCUGCCCUGGGUUACUUACUCUAUAAACCUUGUUGCUCAGCUGCC
This is a messenger RNA of Onychomys torridus (southern grasshopper mouse), 2119 nucleotides long. It is a transcript of the gene Peli3, whose product is annotated as pellino E3 ubiquitin protein ligase family member 3. The coding region runs from base 289 to 1683 and encodes 464 amino acids. The transcript has 7 exons. Gene Ontology annotation, biological process: regulation of Toll signaling pathway; protein K63-linked ubiquitination. Gene Ontology annotation, molecular function: protein binding; ubiquitin protein ligase activity. Lineage: Eukaryota; Metazoa; Chordata; Mammalia; Rodentia; Cricetidae. The record is from RefSeq and is a predicted model, not a curated record.